Molecule: messenger RNA, 3044 nt
Organism: Hyalella azteca
Lineage: Eukaryota; Metazoa; Arthropoda; Malacostraca; Amphipoda; Hyalellidae
Product: DNA-(apurinic or apyrimidinic site) endonuclease 2-like
Exons: 6
Coding region: 24-2558 (844 amino acids)
Biological process (GO): base-excision repair
Cellular component (GO): nucleus
Molecular function (GO): phosphoric diester hydrolase activity; zinc ion binding; DNA-(apurinic or apyrimidinic site) endonuclease activity
Source: RefSeq, a predicted model, not a curated record
UCAUUUUCAUUAAAAGGCUAAAAAUGAAUCUCACGGUGCUGAGCUGGAAUGUAAAUGGGCUGCGAUCACUGAAAGUACCAAUGGUAGACAAUUUAAAUCAAUUAAAAUCAGAUAUAAUUUGUAUGCAAGAAACUAAAAUUACAAGAGAUAUGCUCAGUGAAGAUCUUGCUCUUGUUGAUGGAUACUCUUCCUAUUUUUCAUUCUCUAGAAGAAGGAGUGGAUAUUCUGGAGUGGCAACAUAUGUUAAAACGUCAUCCACUCCAUUUCAUGCCACAGAAGGAUUGUGUGGAACUCUUAUGAAUGACCAAUAUUUCACUCAACCACAAAAUGGUGACAAAUGUGUUAAUGAGGAUAUUUCUUCUUCUGUUAUUGCUGCUGCUUCCUCUCCCUUGUUUGGUGAAUGGACCAAACAAACUCUGCGAGAAAUUGACUGUGAGGGAAGAACUGUCAUGACUUUUCACAGAACAUUAUGGGCGCCUGCGCAUGAACCUUCUGAUCAAGAUUCACUCUCUUCACAACCUGGCAUACUGGCCCUUAUAAACGUCUAUUGCCCACGAGCUGAUCCAGCAAGAGCUGACCGCGUCCAGUUCAAACUUGCCUUCUACAGAGCUUUGAGGCUACGUGCUGCUCUGCUCGCCCAGGCUGGUGCCAGAGUCCUGAUUGUUGGGGACUUGAAUACGUCCCACACUGUCCUGGAUCAUUGCGACCCUGACGAGGAUUUUCAUCUGAAUCCCGGCAGGCAAUUCAUGAAUGGAUUCCUGAUAACGCCUGAGGAUGUCAAGGAAUGGUCGUGCAGUUUCCUCGGCCAUGGCAGACGCGAUCAAAUCCCGAAAUCUGAGCCGUUGGUUUUUGAUGGACGAGAAGCCUCCUCUGGAACUGACAAGCCUCAAACAAUGGAUAACCACUGCUUCAUCCCUGAUCAAAGUGGUAAAGAUUUCGUGACAGUUGAAAGACAUGGAGAGACCAGCUUGACUUCUCGGACGAAAGAUGAGGCGCAUGAAAAUCAAUCUUCGUGUCCGAAUAUUGGAGUAAAUGACCACAAUUCUUUGGAGAAAGGGAGACCAUUGGAUGCCGUCGUGCAAGAUGGGAAUUAUUACUCUGACCCGUUAAUGGCCCUAAAGCUAUAUCGAGACUUCAGAAUGAUUGAUACUUUCAGAGCCCUGUAUCCUAACAAAAGGGAUGUAUUUUCCUGUUGGAAUGUUAAGGCGAACGCUCGCGAGACGAAUUAUGGGACUAGGAUCGACUACGUACUUAGUGAUCCGCUGCUGUUCUCUCAAGUCUCGGACUCGCUGGUUUUAUGCGAUAUAAUGGGAAGCGAUCACUGCCCAGUUGCUUGUCAUUUGAAAAUCACUGUUGUUCCAGCUGAAAAAUUACCUCAGUUCUGUUCUAAAAAUUUUGUCGAGUUCCAAGGAGAGCAACAGAAACUUUCUACUUAUUUUCAGAGGAAGGAAACGUUGCCUGAAACCCAAGUGGAGGUCGACCACCAAAAUUGGACAAAGUUUGGUGCCAAAAGAAAGUGCGAUGAUGUAGCCGUUUCGGAAAAUACUGAAAGUAAAAGAGGGACUUUGAGUGCCUGCUCCGUAAGCCUUGAUCAUAAAUUGAAAAGUCAAUCAUCCGCUGACAUGGAAAAUGAGAAAUUCCGUAUUGGAGUAAAAAAGCCCACACCCUAUUCUAGUCCAUCAUCAAAGGGAAGAAGUAGUAAGAACUUGUUGAAAAGGCGGGAAUCCAAAAAUUCUUAUCAAUCGAAGUUGUCAUCGUUUUUCUCUGCCAACAACACUCAAGUCUUGCCAACCAAUUAUGAUGACUCGCUACCCUCGCUAACCUCUCCUUCAAUCAAAUCAAAGUUUUGUUCUCAGAAUCUAGAAUACAAUCCCAGUGAAAAAAGUAACCCAUUAUCUCUAUAUGAGGCGGAAAUGAAAUACUUGCAGGAUAAUCCUGAUAUCUACAAAAAAUUGAAUAUCGACAACGAUGGUGAUGUGAACAUGGACAUUUUAAGUACGGUCGUCAAAUGUAAUGAUGUUGGAAAUGUUCCAAGACCAAACAAAAGUGCAGGAGCUGAUGAGGGCUCCUUUGCGGACGCAUUAAACAUGGUGGAAGAAAUAAUAGACCAGUCAUAUUUUAAAGCAAAGCAAGAGAAAAAUAUAACUAAUUGUGGCAUCGUGAAACAAAUAUCAUCUACUAGCAACCAAUUGUGUGAACCACUGCCGAUUCCUAAAUCUCCUAGACCUAAUGCUCAAAAUGAAAAUCUAGUGGCUACCGUUAAUCACAAUCAUUCUACUUUAAAAACUAUAAGCUACACAUCUGAACAUUCUUCGGAAGUAAGAAACGACUCUGAAUUAUCGAAGACACAAGUAAGUGCUAAUAAUGGGGCUUCUGACUGGUCAUUUAUGAAGCAGAAGGCGGCCAUUCCUUUAUGCUCGGGACAUAAAGAGCCUUGCGUCAUGAGGACUUCCAAGAAGAAGGGUGUAAACUUCAACAGACGUUUCUAUGCCUGCCGUCGGGGUGCCGGAAGGCCUGGCCAGAAAGACGCACAGUGUAACUUUUUCAAGUGGAUUUGAACGCCCUGGUUAUUGUCUCUUUUUUACUAUAGUCUUGUGAAUUUAAAUUUUAUGAUGGAAACUGCUCAGGCUGGUACUAAACUUUUUUGUUGGAAGCGUCAUGGAAAAAAAUUUAUUUCGUAAAUAUUUCUCAUUUAAUAUCAGGGGUCAACAUUACCGAUCGUUUGCAAGUUUCGGACGUAGUAAAUUAAAAAAAUGCUCCCACAAAUCCAAGAACAUCGUUUAAACGCGCCCUGUAAAAGUAUUCGGAGGAAGUAUACCUUGAUUCUUCUAUGAUCCUCAAUGAUUUAUCACGCAUUCGGCAAGCUGUGACAGUACUCUAAUUAAAUCCGAGUCUUUAUUGUUUGUCAUAGAAAGGCACUUACAUUUUAAUGUUGUUGUUUAUGGAUGGCGACCCGCUGCCUUGUCACCGUUAGUCACCGUGUGCCGUGUCCUCGACCGCACUUGCGAUUCUAACUUUCUAAUUGGAUGUUCAAAUUGCUCUGU